This is a messenger RNA of Hepatospora eriocheir, 792 nucleotides long. The record is from the annotation of a GenBank genome assembly. NCBI's taxonomy places the organism in Eukaryota, Fungi, Microsporidia, Hepatosporidae.
AUGACUAAUCACAUUACAUAUGAAGUUAAAAUCUUAAUUGAAGAUGACUUAAUAUCGGGUUUAAGUCAAAGAGAGAUGGCUCUUAAAAGAAAGGUUAGUAAAACCUUAGUAUGCAAUAUUAAUAAGAAGUUAAAAAAUGGAACACCAUUGGGAAGGAAAUUUGGUUCAAGACGACCUGAAAUAUUGUCUGAUGAAUUAAAACGUCAGUUAUUCUUGAUUUAUGAUAAAAAUCAUAAAGAAUCUUGCCUAAAGAUUACACAGAAAUUUGUCGAAAAGUUUAAUGUACAAAUUUCAAGACAAACUGUGUCAAGAAUUUUAUCUGAUUUUGGUUUAGUUACUACCAAACCAGCGAAAAAACCACUCUUAAGACCUAUUAAUAUAGAAAAAAGACUUAAUUUAUCAGAAAAAUUUUUAGGGAUUUCACAUGAGAUCUUAAAAACAAUAAUUUUCACUGAUGAAUGUAAGUUUAAUCUUUUUAAUAGCGAUGGUAUUAAGUAUGUGCGUUAUUUUCCUGGACAGAGGUACAAACCUGAAAAUACAAUUCCUACAAUCAAACAUGGAGGUGGAUCAAUAAUGGUUUGGGGAUGUAUCUCAUGUGCCGGGGUUGGAAGAAUUGUUUUUAUUGAAGAAACAAUGACAGCUGCAGUGUAUAAGCAACUUUUAGCUAAUAACUUGAGACAAUCUGCUUGUGAAAUGGGUCUUGAGGAAUUUAUCUUAAUGCAAGAUAAUGAUCCUAAGCAUACCUCAAGACUUGUUUCCAACUGGUUAGAUGAAAAAAAAUUCAAGUUUUAG